This is a messenger RNA of Siniperca chuatsi (mandarin fish), 4770 nucleotides long. RefSeq names its product spermine oxidase (gene smox). The transcript is spliced from 7 exons. Gene Ontology annotation, molecular function: polyamine oxidase activity. The record is from RefSeq and is a predicted model, not a curated record. The coding region runs from base 2695 to 4362 and encodes 555 amino acids. Lineage: Eukaryota; Metazoa; Chordata; Actinopteri; Centrarchiformes; Sinipercidae.
UUCUGUGUGCAGAGAUUUAAUGCAAAGCAUUCAUGGCUGAGAUUAGUUUCGGAGAAAGAGACAGAAUAGGAACUGAACGUUGGCCUUUAUCUGGUACUUACAAAGACCUAAUUCAGUGUAAUUCUGUGGUUUAGCAGUAAUGUGUGGGAAACUACAACUGCAGACUGGAGUCUCCUAGGCUUGUGUGAUAUUAAUAAAUCAAUUCACAAACUGUAUAUGGAUAAAAUAAUUAGCUGAAAAUAACUAGAAAGGAAUUUCUGAUUUAGCCUAAUUCAGUGAAUUAGAUACCUGCCAAAUCAAGAAACUUUAUCACAUUGAUGCACAAAUCAUAUAAAAAUCCAAUAUUGCCACAAAGGAGACAGACUUGGCAACGCUGCCCACAAUGGCCUAAUACACCCAAAAAUAUUAAAUUGAUAGCUACCACAAUAUAAACAGCAUGGCAGAAUCUCAGACAGCGGACUAUAUAUUGUCAUAUUGCCACUUCUAAUGGAAACGCCUGUUCAGUAAAUCUAUGCCAUGUCCGACCCACAUUCCGGACGAGGGUCAUGAAGUCAUGUCAGAUGUCGUGUGUUGACCCGUCCAGAUUAUCAAGUUCAACCCACAUCUGUGUUGGAAGUCAGCAUUCAAGACAAGACUCUGGUGGACUUUGAAACAGGAAGUUAUAGAUAUUUACAGAAAUCCCUGUAUAUUUCGUCUUUAGUUUGACAUCACACUCUGGUUCUUACUUCACCAUUUGUUACCCACACACAUCUUUUCUUGCAGAGCCGGCUGAUCGUUUCCUCCCUGAUUCUCUUUGUCAGCUCUUGUUGCUCAUGUGACUCCUCCUGCUGAGUUGACAAGACUGACAACAAGUGAAGAUGGCCACUUUCCUCUGUCACAGUAAUCUGUAUUUGUAGUGUACAUAGUGUAUGUACUUGUUGAGUUCUGGCCAAUCAGAGGAAGAUGAAAGACCUCAUAUAAUUUAAGACAAACAGAUAGACAGGGUGACACAAAUAUGAGUUUGAUAUUCAGAUCCACUGAAUUCUUUCUGCUGUGCGACCUCAACCUGCGAGGGAAACUCAGUGUGUAUUUUCUACAUCGUACUAUAUGUACUGCCCUGUGUCCAGUGUUGCUGUGGUAACAAAGCGGGGAGUAUGUGUAUGUAUGUGUGCGCAUAUGUGUAUGUAUGAGUGUGUGUAUUGUGUAACAGCAGGUUAUCACUGUCUUACCUCAGAGGACUUGAUAUUGUUGAUCAUGCAUGUCAGGAGUAGGACUGAAAAAAACACAUGUUAAAAGCUCUCAGAUAACAGUUAAACAGUACUGUAAACAGUACAUCUUCCAUGAAAAACUGCCACUUAUUGUUGGUACUAUAAAUCUCUGUCUUGGGUUAACAGGAAUGUCUUCCGAAUAGACUCCGACUGUGUUAUUCUCACACACAGCUGUCCAUACAUUCACAGCAAGCAGCCUUGUGUACUGGAAUAACAAGGUCGCUUGUGUGUUCUUCACUCUGAAUGUUAGUAUCCCUUGGCAAUUUCAGUAUAAUCAGAGAUAGUGUAAGAAGAAACUAAGAAAUCCUUUUUGUUUGUGUAUAGUCUAUUCUCUGCCAGAAAUAACAGGGUUGUGUCAGAACUUCUAAUUUGGCUUUAUGCUCAAUAAACAGUGUCGUACAACAGGAUACACAGCAGACAGAAUAAUGUAAACACGUCAUGGAAAAAGACUCUAAAUUAAGUUAACGAGUUAUAAAUACAGCUGUAAAUGUGGGUCAUAUUAGGGGGAAUGCCAGUAAGCAACACUUAUCAGCUAUAAAAGAGAUCUGUGUAAUCAGCGCUUGAUUAGAAACGCAAGACAGCAGCGCUCCAAAGAGGCCAAAUUAUCUGCUCCAAAAAUGUAGGUGCAUUAGUUAAUUUUGGCCAUUUUUUCAGUUUGAAACUAUGAAAAGAAACUUUUUGCAUGUCUCUUGUGGUAUCUAGUCAUGCCAAGUUUUGAGAUAUCUGUUUCUGAGAUUUCUGCCUCCACUGCAGUACAAUGGAGUAUUAGUGUGUGAGGCUCACAGCACUGAAAUAUUGCAUUAAAAACAUUUGACUUUGAUUUGUGUCUUUACACAAACAGUGCAUGUGUUACCCUCUGGAUAAUCCACAGACCUCACAUCAACAGUUUUCAGAGUUUCAGUAAAAACUAUUUAUAGCGUAUUCUGUGGAUUAUUCAGUAAGUAAGAUAAGUAACAUGGACACCGUUUCUUAAGGAGCCCCCAAAGUCCUGAAAUAUAUUUUUUAUUUUGUGUGCACAAAAUAAAAAAUAUAACUUGUUUGCACAACAUAUUAUCUCAUGCUGGAUUUUAUUCACACAAGAUAAUUUGUUUUGCGCACAAUAUGGAUCUAAUAUCUUGUUUGCACAAGUUAUUAUCACAUGCGCACAAUAUAAUAUAUUACUCACACAAGAUAGCAUCUUGUGCAAACAAGGGCUUCUGGGAAUCCAUAGUUUCUGAAGACAAUGUUGUCGAUUUUUUAAAAUGUGCUUUUUCAGUGCUGUUGAAAAAAUCCAUUAUAUUGAGAUUAUUAAUAAUCUAUAAAAUCUUGACUACAUACGCCAAACACAGACAAACUGCAUCAACAGAGAGAAACAGUGAUCAGUAGCUGAAAAUACCCACUGGGGAUAUGAUAUCCCAACCAGCAGUGUUUGCAGUCAUGAACUCCAUCGAAGAGGAGCUUGGACGGCAUGCAAAGUUGUGAAAUUUCCUCAGACAGCACUGAUGAUCCUCUUAGUAGCGGCUUACGCACUCAUCGGCAGCCUCGAAUAGUAGUGAUUGGUGCUGGCUUGGCCGGCCUUGCUGCAACUAAGGUCCUACUGAAAAACGGCUUCACAGAUGUCACUGUCCUAGAGGCUUCAGACCACAUCGGCGGGAGAGUUCACAGUGUUCAGCACGGAAAAGCAACUUUGGAGCUUGGAGCCACCUGGAUCCAUGGUGCCAAUGGGAACCCAGUGUACCACCUGGCAGAGGACAACGGGCUGCUGGAGCACACCACGGACGGGGAGAGAAGCGUGGGACGCAUCAGCCUGUACACCAAGAACGGUGUGGCUCAUUACCAGACCAACGUCGGGAAGAGGAUCCCCAAGGACCUGGUGGAGGAGUUCAGUGACCUGUACAACGAGGUGUACGAGCUGACUCAGGAGUUCUUCCAAAAUGGGAAGCCAGUUUGUGCUGAAAGCCAGAACAGCGUUGGCGUCUUUACACGGGACGUGGUGCGCAAGAAGAUCAUGUUGGAUCCUGAUGAUUCUGAGAGCACCAAGAAGCUCAAACUGUCCAUGCUUCAACAGUACCUCAAGGUGGAGAGCUGUGAAAGCAGCUCUCCCAGUAUGGAUGAGGUGUCUCUGAGUGAGUUUGGCGAGUGGACGGAGAUCCCUGGUGCACAUUAUGUCAUUCCUGAAGGUUUCAUGAAGAUUGUGGAGGUCCUGGCCCAGGACAUCCCCUCCCGCACCAUCUGCCUUAGCAAACCGGUCCGCUGUAUCCACUGGAACUACUCAGCCCAGCAUCAGGAGGUGAUCGCCAAGAGCAGCGACAACAACCAGGACAACAACCACAACGAAAACAACCACGGCUGCCAACCUCACGAGGACCCUCUGAUCCUGGGUCACCCCAUUUACGUGGAGUGUGAGGACGAGGAGUGGAUCACAGCCGACCAUGUGAUCGUGACAGCUUCUCUGGGCGUCCUCAAGCAGAACCGCGAGGCCAUGUUCUCCCCCUCUCUGCCUGAGGACAAAGUGCUCGCCAUCGAGAAGCUGGGCAUCAGCACCACCGAUAAGAUAUUCUUAGAGUUUGAGGAGCCCUUCUGGAGCCCAGAGUGCAACAGCAUCCAGUUUGUGUGGGAGGAUGAGGCUCAGCUAGAACAGCUUGUUUACCCUGAGGAGCUGUGGUACAAGAAGAUCUGCAGCUUUGACGUCCUCUACCCGCCCGAGCGCUACGGCCACAUGCUGAGUGGCUGGAUCUGUGGGCAGGAGGCGCUGUACAUGGAGCGUUGCGAUGACGAAACAGUGGCUGAGACCUGCACUGAGCUGCUGAGGCGCUUUACAGGGAACCCUGACAUUCCAAAGCCCUGGCGUGUCCUGCGCUCCUCGUGGGGCAGUAACCCCUUCAUGCGAGGUUCCUACUCCUUCACCAGGGUGGGAUCCAGCGGUGGGGACUGUGAGAGGCUAGCCAUGCCACUGCCUUAUGCCAACAGCACCAAGGCUCCGCCUCUACAGGUCCUGUUUGCUGGAGAGGCCACCCACAGAAAAUACUAUUCCACUACCCAUGGUGCUUUGCUGUCAGGACAGAGAGAGGCCACUCGCCUAAUAGAGAUGUACCAGGACUUGCACAGAGCUGAAACCACAAAGCCUAAUAUGUAAAAUAAAACAAACCUCUGACUAGUGAAAAAAAAAAUACAGAACUGUUGAGUUUUAAGCUUUUUAUCUUGAUGAUUAAGUUAUACUUAAAAGCAUAGCUCGGGCAUUAUUACAUUGAUAACAAAUGAGUAUUGUUUCUAUUGUACUGUAGAUUUGAAUCAUGCUAAAUUUUAUUUGAGAUGUACUGUUCAGAAGUUGCCAAUGGUGCUGUCAUUUCUUGUCUUUAUCAUUCUGUCAUUCUGUUUUUGUUUUUCUAAUCAGUAAUUUAAUGUUUAUAAUAACAGCAUCUGUAAUUUAACUUGUUUUUGUAAGUGCCUUCUGUACGUAACGUUAUGUUAUUUCAAAAAUAAUGGAAAUACUAAAUCAAAUUUGAGAAAGGUUUAACAAAAUAAAAGUUCUAUCAUCAUCUAA